GUGGAUUGUAUGGAGAGCGUUUUAUAGGGCGGAAAAGUGCAGGAGGUCACUUAUAGAAUGCAUCUCCCUCCAUGACUGGAGUGCGGACCCUGUUCCCUCGGCGAGAUAUCAGAAGAAAACUGACGAGAAUCUAUUAUCAGUCCGCUCUGUAUGUGACCUUGCUCAUCCGCCGGAUCCGCGGUGUCGAGUUGUUCCAUAUGAUACUCAAUGCUAUUGAGCGACAGCUGGAGGGGGAUACAUCGUACACCUGUUGAUUCCUUCAGUGCUCGUACCUACAGUCAGGGUCCCGGCGUGGGUUCAUCAGGUUGUAUAUCCGGAUGCACUUGAAUUGCGAAAGGGAGGUCGCCGUG
Molecule: messenger RNA, 350 nt
Organism: Gloeophyllum trabeum ATCC 11539
Lineage: Eukaryota; Fungi; Basidiomycota; Agaricomycetes; Gloeophyllales; Gloeophyllaceae
Exons: 3
Coding region: 72-254 (60 amino acids)
Source: RefSeq, a predicted model, not a curated record